Messenger RNA from Schistosoma spindalis, 10821 nucleotides. The record is from the annotation of a GenBank genome assembly. NCBI's taxonomy places the organism in Eukaryota, Metazoa, Platyhelminthes, Trematoda, Strigeidida, Schistosomatidae.
UGUUACAUCAUUACGUUUUCCUUCAUCUAUUUCAAUAACUACAUCUUUGAAUGGUUCAUUAUCAUCUGCAUCAAGUUCUAUUUCUAGUACAAAACCAUUAUCACCACAACAUCAAACUAGUAGUAUUCGUCAAUCUAUACCACGAGCAAAUAAUUUAGUGGAUUUAAAAGUAAAAACUCAAAAGUUAAAUCAAUCUCAUAAAAAAUCUUAUGAUUAUCAAAAUAUUAAUAAUUAUACAGUGAAUGGUGAUAUCAGUAAUCCGUGUAAUAAUAAUAAUUCAUCUGUAACUCGAAGUAAUAAAUUACAACAGAAAACACUUACUACUUCAAUAUCAUCAUUAUCAUCGACAAGAAUAACAACAACAACAACAUCAAUAACAGCAGUGACAGCAACCUCACCUACAAACACGACUGUACCAGGAUCAUUAAUCUUGAAUAUUAAACAACAACAAAAGCAGCAACAUAGACAACAGAAUACUUCUAUUGAUGUUAUAUGCGAUUCAACAACAACAACAACAGAUGAACUACAAUCACAACAACAGAACUCGUUAUCUGAGCCUAAAAGUGCUCCAGUCGGUAUUAGCGCUAAUCAUUCAAACAAAUCAAAUAUAUCCAAUCAAUUUAAAGCGUCCAGUUUUGAAAGAUCAGGAUUAAAAUCUGUAUCUGAUUUAAAUAUUAAACCAUCUAAAACAAAAUCCAAUCAUCAUCAACAACAACAGCAUCAUAGCAACUAUCAAAAACAAAGAAAUUCUCCAUCACCAAAAAAAUCAAUAAUCAAUAAAUUAUCACCAAGUGAAAUAGAUAAAAAUAAAUUUCAUAAUUCAUAUUACUUAACUAAUUUAUCACCAAAAUUAUCAUUAGAACAAAAAUUAAUCAAGACAACAGAGAUUAAUACAUCUACAAUAGAGAAUAUAUCAAUAACUUCAUCUGGUAUACCAAUACCACGUCAAUUAAAUUUAUAUCAACAAUCAAAUAUGAAUUCAUAUCAUAUGUCAUCAUCAUCAUCAUCAUCAUCUUCAAAGAUGAAAGAAUCUCCAACAAAACUGGAUCGUAUACCAUAUAUGAAUUAUCCAAUUCAAAAUCAAUUAACUUUAGAUAAUCAAAUGAUAAUUAAUAAUACAACUUGUAAUAUAAAUAUGAAUAUGAAUAGUAUAGAUAAUACAUAUCAAACAACUAAUAUUCAACCACGUAUAACAUUAAAUCAAUAUUAUCAUAAUACUACUACUAAUACUACUACUACUACUACUACUACUACACAGAAACAAUAUCCAUAUUCAAUAAACUAUAAUCAAUCAAUAACAUGUAUGAAUAAAUUAUCGGGAAAUGGUAUACAUACUAUUACUAGUACUAGUACUACUACUCCUACUCAUCCUCCUACUCCUGCUCAUACUACUAUGACUACGAUGACUACGAUGACGACUACUACUACUACUACUAUACCAAUGAAUAUUCAUCAACAAAAUACAAAUCAAACUUUAAAACAAAUAACUACAUCUCAAGAAAUAUCAUCAUCAAUGAAUUAUUCACCUUCUCUACCACCGCCGCUGCCUCAUCAUCAUCCUUCACAUUAUCAUCAAUAUCAACAUCAAUAUCAUCCUAUCCAACAUCCAAAUACAUUUAGUUUAGGAACAAAUGAAUUUCAACAUCCAAUUACACCAGAACGAUCUCAUUCAAUCAAUCCAAUAUCAACAAGCACAAUACAACCAUUAAUGUCUAAUUAUCUUCAUGAUACACGACGUUAUAUGACAGGAAACAGUGUAUUUGAACAAAGGACUAAUCAACAACAACAGCAACAUUUUCAACCUACCCAACAAACUCAUCAAUCUCAUCAUCAAACAAUACAGCUUCAAUCAAAUUCACACAUCAUUAAAACUGGUAUUCCUUAUUCAAACGAUACGAAUGUUAUUUGUUCUACAAUACCCAUAGGUCUACCACCAGCACCACCACCACCGCUCAUACAAUGUACACAUAUGCACAAUCAUCCAUCCAAUGUAAACAUACAACAAUACUCACCUAUAAUUCAGCCAUUUGUUCCACCGAUUUCAUAUCGUCCAGCUGCUCAAGCGCCGAAUUCUAAUUUUAUGCCAAUUACACACUGUAAUUAUUCAAGCGUAACAAAUACUGCUCCUACUGUUGCCAUAACGACCACCAACACUACUACUACUACUAUUUCUACUAUCAAUAGUAUUACUACAACUACUAGUGUAAACAAGAAUAAUACAGUCAUAAGUCGUCGUGUUAGAAUUCAAGAGACAGGUCAAGCUCAAAAUUUACCUAAUCAUCAAUCCAUGCAUUCAGCACAACAAGUCAAUAAAACACCAUUGAUAACAAAAACUAGACAAGAAAUGAAUGCGACUACUACUAGUACUAGUACUAGUACUAGUAGUAGUACACCAACCAAUCUGACAUACAAAUAUUUGCCUAAUAUAUCCUCUCAAACGCAAAAUGUGAAAGAAAUUACCCAACCUUCAUUAGAACCUCUUCAUUCUCAAUCUGGUUCACUUAAUCCUAUUCAAUCUACUGGAAUAAUUACAACAGAGACUACAUCAUCUAGAUUAACAUCAACAACUCUACCAGUAAUCCACACAGAACAACAAUCAUCUACACUAAUCAAUAAUAAUACAUCCAUUUCAUCAACAUCAUCAUCAUCAUUAUCAUAUCAUAAAAGUUUAAGUAAAAAAUCAAUAGACAAUACAGAACAACGUCGUAAAGCUCGUGAAUUAUAUGUUGCAUUAAAACAACGUUAUCCAUCAACUAAUCAUAAUAACACGAUAAAUAAUGAUUCUGUAAAUCUACAUCACCGUCAUCAUCAUCAUCAUCAUCAUCAUCAUCAUGAUCAACGUCAACAACACCAUCUUAAUGAUGAUGAUCAUGAUGAUAAUGAUAAUGAUAGAAUACAAAUAUCUGAUAUAAAAACUAUAAUAAAACCAAAUGAGAAUAAUGAUGAAACAAACGAUCUAUCAAAACAUCCUAUAAAUACCACAUUAAUUACCCAAUCCAUUGAAUUAAAUAAUACAAAUCCAAUACUUAUACAAACAUUACAACAAUCUAAUACUUUAACAAAUUAUAAUCUAUCAAAAACUAAUCCAUUAAAUAAUCAUUAUUAUUUAGAAAAUAAUUUACAAUUAAUCCCAUCAAAAUCAAAUGAGAUUCAUCAAAAUAAUCUUGAUCAACAACAACAACAACAACAACAACAACAACAACAAGAACACCACCACCACCAACAACAACAACACCCUCAACAACAACGACAACAAUGUCAACAACAACAGCAUCAACAACAACAACAGCAACACCAACAACAAGAACAUCAACAACAACACCACCACCAAGAGCAACAUCAGCAACAACACAAUUCAUGUGUAUCAGAGAAAGUUAACAUGUAUAAUAGUCAAUCAUUACAAUCUAAUAUAAUCAAUAAAAGAUAUAAUUUAUUAAAUAAUAAUCAUCAUCAAAUGAUUCGAACAUAUUGUGGUUAUCAAUCAGAUAGUGGAAUAGAAUUUAAUAAUUUAACAAAUCAUAAUAUAAAUUUAACAUUACCAUUUCAAACAAAACAAUUUAAUAAUAAUCAUAAUGAUCCAUUAUAUACUACUCAUAUAAUUGGAUCAUUACCAAGAAAUCUAAAUAAUUCAUAUUCUAUGAUAUAUCAAUCAAAUAUGUUAAAUUUUAAUUCUAUGAAAUCAUCUAUGAAUCAAAUGGAUGUUAAUCAUGAACAACAACAACAACAACAACAACAGGGAGGAGGAGGAAGAGGAGUUGGAGAAGGAGGAGGAGGAGGAGGAGGAGGAGGAGGAGGAGGAGUUGGAGACAAAGAAGAGAAUCUAGGCAAUUAUGCACGUCGUAUGCAUGAACGAUUACAAGAAGGUAUGAGAGAAGCGCAAGAAUCAUUAUGGAUGCCUGAUUUACCAGAAUUGAAUAGAAUGAAUCGAUUAAGUGGUAGUUCAUCAAUCAAUAAUAAUAGUAACAAUCAUUCAUCCAUUGCACAGUUACCUGAUGGAAUAACAAAUUUAAGUAUUGAUAGAAAAAAACAAACAAUCCCGAAAAAAAUCAAUUCAGAACCUUCAACUCAAUUAAAAGAAAAAAAUCCUAAUAUGGACAAUUGUUUGUCACCACCCUCACCACCAUCACCAUCUUCACCACCAUCACCAUCAUCAACACCACCAUCAUCAACAUCACCAUCACCAUCAUCACCAUCACCAUUCAUUAAUUCUAUAAACAAUAAUAAUAAUAAUCAUCAUUAUUCCCCUUUGAAUUCAAGAUUUUAUUGGUGCAAUAAAUUACAUAAUAAUCAACCAAUCAUAAACAAUUGCAAUUUACAAUCUCUUAGUAACAAUAAUAGUAAUAAUAAUAAUAAUAAUAAUAAUAAUAAUGAAUAUACUAAUAUGGAUAUCAAAAAUGGUGUAUGUUCAGAUGUGGAAGAUUUAUUAAAUCAACAUGAAAGACGAUUAAUGUCCAUUUCAGGAAAUGAUAACGAUAAGAAACCCAAUGAAUUAACACGAUUCAACUCAGCUUCAGAUACAGAAGAAUUUCUUUCUAAUGACUAUAGAAUUCAAGCAUCGAUAAGAGCUAUGAAUUAUGGUUACAUGGGAUGUGAUCCAAUUCAACCUUCAUCAUAUAAUUGGUUACGUAAAGUUAAUAACAAUGAAACUGUUGGAGAUGGAUUGCAUAAUCGUCAUUUUAUUCCACCAAGAUUAUGUAAUCUAGAUUCUAGUAUAAAUCAGUCAGAUAGACUUGUUUCCGCAUCGGGUAUAUCACAACAACAAAGUCUGUUGACAAGAGCAAGACGAAGACAAAUUGACGGUAGAUCAUUAUCAUCGUCUAUCGCAAAGCAUGAUGAUGCUGAAAGAAUUUAUGGAAUUGUUCCAUUAUCACCAUCUUAUUUAUAUAAUCAAUUUAUGCCAUCUACUGGUUUAAUGAUCAAAGGAAUGAUGAGUAAUAGUAGUAGCAGUGGUAAUAGAACUAAUCAAGAUAAUGAGAUAACUUUUCCAGGAACUAUAAGUGCACCACCUGGAACACCAAUUAAAUUACCAUAUGCUGCUCCAGCCAGUCUAAUUGGUACAACAUCUGGCUUUAGUUGCCCAGAAUCUGGUUCACAAAUAAUCAAUGGAUUAGGAGUGAAUGGUUCAAGACUAUCACUUACUUCAAAUGGAUCCUGUGUAUCUACGGUAGAGGAAAAACAAGCUGAAGAGAUACAAAAACUUAAACGUAAACUUGAACAAGCUGAGAAAAAAGUUAGUGAAUUAACAACACAAUUAACAACGAAUGGAAUAAUGGAUGCUUUAUAUCCGAAUUUUUAUUCACUAACAUCGGUUACUUCAGAACCAUUAGAUCCACGUGUACGUCGUCGUUCACUAAUAUGGGGUAUUAAUAAUACAACAAUAACAACAACAACAACAAUAAUGAUUACUACUCCUAUCAACACUAUAGAUACUACUAAUAACGAUACUACUAUUAUUACUUCUAGUAUUAAUAAUAAUAAUAAUAAUAGUAAUAUAAGUAGUCAUGUUAUAUUCCCUAAAACAACAAAUAUCCCCAAUUAUGAUUGUUCACAAAAAAAUCAAUCAAAAAAGGAUACAGGAUUAAUGAAUCGUCGACGUAGUGUAAGUUCUAAUCCAUUAAAUCGUAAUUCACUAUUAUUAUUAUGUAAUACUAAUAAUAAUCAAUUAACUGAUAGAAAUAAUAUCAAUAAUCAAUCAGAAAAUUUAACACCACCAUCUCCACCAUUAUUAUUUACUGAUAACCAAUUAUCAAUCAGAAAUUCUACAUUAACAACAUUACCACAAACAACAUUAUCUGAAUUAUCAACAGUUUCAUUGAAUAAUCCUUAUUCAUCUAACCAUUCAUUAAAAUAUCAAAUAAGAGAUGUAUCCAAGAUAUCAACUAUAACCGGUAAUAAUACAUUAUCACCACCACCACCACCAUCAUCAUCAUCACCAUCAUCAUCAUCAUCAAGAGGUCGGAGAAUAAUUCAUAAUCCUAUACAAUCAAUAAUAGAUGAGAAAUUCAAUCAUCAUCCAAUAACUUCAUCGAUAAUCAAUAAAAAUCUAUAUCCUUCUAAUCAUGAUCAAAUAAUUCAAGAAAGAUCAUAUAUUAUUAAAGAUGAAGGUUAUUCUGUGAAUCAACAAUAUAAACAAUCUUGUGAACAUUUCAAACAAAUCGAGAAUGACCGGUUAUUGAAUAAUCAAUUAAUCAAUAAUCAUCGAAAUACUUAUUCAUCUCCUGUAUAUUCUAUAAAUAGUAAUUUAAGUAUACAAUCUGCUAUAAGUUUACAAUCAUUAGAUCAAUUGAAAUCAAUGAAUUUACCGAAUCGAAACUAUUCAAAUGGGAAUAAUCUGGUUCCCAUUACUACUACUACUGCUACUACUACUACUAGUAGUAGUAGUAAUAGUAGUAGUGGUGGUGGUGAACGUUCAUUCACAGAGACAAUUAAUAAUCAUUCAUUACAAUAUGGUUAUUAUCAAGUACCUUUAAAUGAACGUCAACAUCAAUAUUCAUCACCUUUUCAACGAUCCGAUUCUUUUACAAAGACAUCAUCAUUAUCAUCAUCAACAACAACAACAACUGGAUUACCUAUUAGUAAAAACAAUUCCUUAGUUAUAGGAAAUGAUUCAUUCAAUAGUAUAACUUCCCCAAUUCAAUCGAAUUCACUACAUAAAAGUAGAAUUCGACCAAUGGAAAGAAGACGUUAUACUCAAUAUGGAAUUACUUAUCAUAAUAAUAAUAAUAAUAGUAAUAAUGAAUUGGAAAAUGAAAUGAUCAGAUUAAAACAAAAACAACAACAACAACAACAAUACACUACAAUUCCACAAAUGUUGACAAGAUCUUCUAAAUUGUCUAGAACCAAUUCAGAUGUACAUGAACAAAAUGGUAUUUGUUCAACAUAUCAAUCAAUAAUUACUGAUCUACAUAUGGAUAAUAAUAGGGAUUUAUCGAUAGUAUCAAAUAUAAGGCGUCAAAAACCAGUCAAUAGUCGAAGGGCUCAUGUUGUCUCAGCUUUUGAACAAAGUUUAAACAAUAUGUCACAACGACUACAGAAUUUGUCGAAUACCACAACAAGGAAGGAUUCAGAACUACAUGAAUUAAGAGCAACAAUUGAUGCAUUACGUAGUCAAACAGAAUUAGGACUAUUAAAAAAACCGCCAAUUAGUCGACCUUGUGAAUUGAAUAGAUCAUUUACUAAUGAUACAUUAAAACAACAAGAAAAUUCAUGCAUUUCUACUGCUACUACUAUUACUACUUCUACUACUAUUAUUACUACUAAUACUACUUCCAAUAUUGGUAGUAAUAAUGAGAAUGAACAAGCACAUAUUAAUUCACGUUUAACAAUUUCAAAUGCAAGUCUUACUGAUGUAGAUAGUCAACAGCUACAAAUGGAUAAUACAAUUGAUAAAGUAUCAUCUACCACAUCCGGUUGUAAAUCUUCAGGAACUAAUGUGAAGAAAAAUGGAUGGUUUCGUAAUUCACUUGGUAAAGCAUUCCGUAAAAAGACUACAUCAUCAUCAACAUUAUCAAUACAUUCACAAAGUGAUUUAGAUUGUCCUACAUCAUCAAUACAACACAAAUCUACCUAUCAUGGUAACAGUAAUAAUAAUAGUCUUCCUCCUGGACAUCCAUCUAACUUACCACAAAGUCCAACUAUGGAUCAUAAAGGAUUACAUAAUACUAUGAUAAAUCAAUCUAAUAUGAAUUCUAUACAAUCUAAUAGUCAUAUAAAUGCUUUAUCUAUCUUAUCUAAUACACAUUUAAAUGGUUUAUCUCCAUCGAAUUCAUCAACAUUAUCAUCGUCAUCAUCAUCAUGGAGUACACUAGGAAUAAAUGGAAAUGGUCAACAUAAUUGUAAUAUCAUUACUGCUACGACUAAUAUUACUACUACUAUUAGUAGUAGUAAUAGUACUAUUGUAUCAUAUACAAAUGAACAAAUUGAUCGUUUGAACAAUGCACGAAUACAGCAGCAGCAACAACAACAACAGGACCAUCGACCAAUCCAUUCAAAUCAAAUCAGUUGCUCAAAUCACUUAGUUAACUAUAAUGAAUCAGAUAAACAAAAUAAAUUAUUCAAUGUUGAAGAUGGUGAUAGAAAAAUCCUGGACAGUAAUGAUAAUAAAUCAGAAUUAAAUAAACAAUCAUGUCAAGAUGAAUUGAAUCAUUUAAAAUGUCAAUUAGCUGAAAAAGAAUCUAAAUUAACUGAUGUACAAUUGGAAGCUUUAGCAAGUGCCCAUCAAUUAGAUCAAUUAAAAGAUGAAAUGUCACAUUUAUAUUCACAAUUAAAUUAUCUACGUACAGAUAAUGAAAGAUUACAAAUAUUAGUGACACAUUUACAAAAACAACAACAUUAUCAUCAUCAUCAUCAACAUCAACAACAACAUCAACAUCAGCUACAACACAGUAAUACUCCUCCCCCUCCUCCCCCUACUACUACUACUACCACUACCACUACCACUACUACUACUACUACUACUACUACUACUAAUAAUAAUAAUAAUAAUAAUAAUAAUAAUAAUAAAUUGUUGCUUACGAAUAAUGAGAAUGUAACGACAAGUACUACCACUACCAUUACAUCUACAGCUACUAAUACUGAUGUCCAUUGUAGUAGUAAUAGUAAUAAUAAUAAUAAUAAUAAUAAUAAUAAUAAUAAUCAGAUAAUGAUCAAUACAAAUUGCAACUCUUUACCACAGACAAUACAACAUAAUCCAAUUGGAUUACAUAAUGAUAAUAAUAUGUCAAUAUUAUGUAAUGCAGAGAUAAUACCCGUUGAAUGUGUUACUUGUUCAAAUCUAUUUAUUGGAUUUUCUGAAAGAACAAUUCAUUUAAACAAUUCAUUAAUUGCAAUAGUUAAUCUUAAUUUAUCCAAUCCUCAACACAAUAAUAAUAAUAAUAAUAGUAAUUCAUCAACUCAUUCUAUUUUAAAUAUUGGUAUCCUUUAUUUAACAAAAUUAAAUAAUUGGGAAUCUAUAAAUAAUAAUCUUAUAAAUUUAUAUCAUUUAUAUAUAUCCUAUUUGAAUUUAAAUGAUGCGCAUGACCUUCAAAUGAAUGAAUUUAAACAAUAUCAAUUACAUAUUGAUUCUUUGAAUUAUACAUGGAAUAUUGAAUUUCAUCAAAAUACAUUAAUCUAUACUAUUCAAUUUAAUAAUGAGAAUAAUCAUAAAAUAAAUCAAACUUCUCAAUAUUUCAUGGAUUUAAUUCAAUCUCAAUUGAAACCAUUCAAUAUUCAAUUAUCUAUCAAUGAUCAUUUAUUGAAUAUUGAACAAACAAAUUUAUUGGCGGAUUAUUCAAAUUAUUAUCAUAAAAAUUUAUUAAAAAAUUUAAAUAAUUUAAUGAUAAAAACUUUAUUAAAUAGUGAAAUUUUAUAUUUUUAUUAUGAAUUAUUAUAUACAUAUUAUGUAAUGAUAUUUUAUGAUAUAGAUGAUAUAUAUAUGAAUAUAGUGAUACAAUCAUUUUAUGAACAUAUAUGUACAAGUAUAAAUUCAUCUUUAUUGAAAUUACAUCAUUUUAAUUUAUCUAAUGGUGAACAAACUACUAUGAAUAAUUUAUAUGAAUGUUUAUUACAAUAUAUAAAUAAUACUAUGAAUAUAUCAGAACCAAUAUCAUCUAAUUUAAUUAUUAUAUUCUAUAUUCAAUCAAUGAAUCAAAUUCCUAAUGAAGAUUAUAUAAAAAUUAUGAAUUAUUUUCAAUAUUAUUAUAAUGAAAAGAAAGAGAAUCCAACAAGAAUAUGUUCAAUAUAUCUAAUUGGUACUUGGAUAACAUCAGUUGGCAACAGUUCAAUUGAAUCAUCGUCAUCAUCAUCGUCAUCAUCGCCGUUAUCAUCAGUCCCAGGUCCACUUCAAAACCUAACAACAUCAUCAUCAUCAUCAAUGAAUGUAAAAUUGAUCUCAUAUCCAAACAAAUAUAAUCGUAUAUAUAAAUCUGUACAAUGUAUAAAUGAAUUCAUUUGUUGGAUUGAAAUAGAUUAUUCAUUUAAACAAUCCUAUAUGAUAGGGGAUUUAAAAAAGCAACUUAUUCAUUCAUUAAUUAAUGAAUUCAAUCAAAGAUUAUCAUCUUCAUUAUUGAAUCAAAUUGAUCAAGAAUAUUUAGAUCAAUUACAUAAUCAAUUAAAAUGUUCUGAAGAUCUUAUCAAAUGGAUUCAACAAGUUCUCAAUUAUUUAAAUCAAUUCUUAAUAGAAUUAUAUAAUCAUUAUAAUGAAACUACAUUAGAUACUCAUCAAUUUCAUUUCAUAAAUCCAUUAAUAUUUUUAUCUUUACCAUUAAAUGAUAAUUUAAUCAAUUCAGAAUUAUGGUUUAUUGAUUUAUGGAAUAAUCAAAUUGUAAAAAUAAUAAAAAAUUUUAUUGAUCAAUGGUCUAAUCAUCAUCAUCAUCAUCAGAAUUCAAUAAAACAAUCAAUAAAUUGUAUUGAUCCAACAGAUUGGAUUCUAUCAACAUGGCCAUGGCAUACAAUCAAUUGGUUAGAAUGUUUCAAUAAACAUAAACAUAAUAAUACAGAGAUGAUAUCUUCACCAUGUUUAAUACAUCUUAUUGAAUUAUGCACAUAAGAAAUAUAGUUAAAUCUUGAUUUGCUUCAUAUACUACUUACUAUUGCCAUUAGUAGUAGUAUUAGUAAGUAAUAACUAAAAAUGAUUUAUAUAAUCUUCAACGCUAACAGAUCAACAGAUUUAUAUCGUUUGAUUCACUAGAAAAAAAUGUAUGAUAUAACCAACUUUCAUUUUUUUGUUUGUAUAUACAUGAAAAUAAAUUUGCCUAGAAACAAUAUGUAUACAAAAUUGUGCAAAUAAAUCACUAUGGGAACAAUGUUAUUUGAUUACAUAAUCAAGGAAUAUAGAUUUACCAC